GGCGCGGGGCCACAGCAUGAGCUCCCCCGGCCCGGAGGGCGCGGGCAAGCCCCCGCAGUACCGCGUGGACCACCUGCUGAGCGCCGUGGAGAGCGAGAUGCAGGCGGGCAGCGAGAAGGGCGACCCCACGGAGCGGGAGCUGCGCGUCGCGCUGGAGGACAGCGACCUGUGGCUGCGCUUCAAGGAGCUCACCAACGAGAUGAUUGUCACCAAGAACGGCAGGAGGAUGUUCCCGGUGCUGAAGGUGAGCGUGUCGGGGCUGGAUCCAAACGCCAUGUACUCCUUCCUGCUGGACUUCGUGGCGGCCGACGGGCACCGCUGGAAGUACGUGAACGGGGAGUGGGUACCGGGCGGGAAGCCGGAGCCGCAGGCGCCCAGCUGCGUCUACAUCCACCCUGACUCGCCUAAUUUCGGCGCCCACUGGAUGAAGGCGCCCGUCUCCUUCAGUAAAGUCAAACUCACCAACAAGCUCAACGGCGGCGGCCAGAUCAUGUUGAACUCCCUGCACAAGUAUGAGCCAAGGAUUCAUAUAGUGCGAGUGGGUGGCCCACAGCGGAUGAUCACCAGCCAUUCCUUCCCAGAGACCCAGUUUAUAGCCGUGACGGCCUACCAGAACGAGGAGAUCACAGCUUUAAAAAUUAAAUACAAUCCGUUUGCAAAGGCAUUUCUUGAUGCAAAAGAAAGAAGUGAUCACAAAGAUAUGAUGGAGGAAGUGGGAGACAAUCAGCAGUCUGGGUAUUCACAGUUAGGUAGUUGGCUUAUUCCUGGGACUGGGACUCUCUGCCCCCCUGCCAAUCCUCACCCCCAGUUUGGAGCCCCCCUGUCACUCUCCCCUGCUCACAGCUGUGAAAGAUACUCGUCGCUGAGGAACCACCGUCCUGCCCCCUACGCCACCCCUUACACCCAUAGAAACAACUCGCCAACAGCCUAUGCCGAUAACUCCUCUGCUUGCCUAUCCAUGCUGCAGUCCCAUGACAACUGGUCUUCUCUAGGAGUUACUACACACACAGCGAUGCUGCCCAUGAGUCACAACACUGGCACAGCUACCAGCUCCAGUCAGUACCCCAACUUAUGGUCUGUGAGUAACAGCACCAUCACACCGGUGUCUCAGUCAAGCGGGAUGUCCAAUGGCCUGAGCUCCCAGUUUUUGCGUGGCUCUCCUGCACACUACACUGCUCUUCCUCACCCCGUCACAGCCACCUCCUCUGCCUCGCCCCUGUACGACGGCGGGGCACCCACAGACCUGCCCGACAGCCAAUAUGAUGCCUCUGCACAUGCCAGGCUGGCAUCCACGUGGACACCUGUCACGCCCCCUUCCAUGUAAACCUCGACCUUUUCCUCUAAGGCAGACUUUUUAGCUACUGAAUUGCUUUAAAUGCUUAAUCCUGAAGGAAGACAAAAAGGAGACAUGAAGGAAACUGCAAACAAAGCAUCUGCACUGCUUUGCAUAGAGCAUCUGUAUUAUACCUCUUAUAGUGAACAGUGCAUCACUGACUUCAUGUAGAGUUUACAAAUCUGGUGAGUGUGCAAUUCUGAGAGCAGAUUCACUGCUUUUAAUAUUUUUCCUUUUUUAAAGUUUGAUAGACUUAAGUUUUAAGUUUUUUACUUAGAUUCCAAAUUUCUCAGUGUUCUGAUAUAUUUGGACCUGAAAUUUGGCAUUGUUCUUAAGUUGCUCAAAACUGGUUUUCAGUUAAUUUUUUUAAAUUACAAACUUAGCUAUAAUCAUGAGAAGACUUAUUAACCAUCUAGUUAGAAGCAUUCUGAAAUAUGCACAAAUGUAGCUGAGGAGUGAAGUUUUUGGAAAAUCAUGUGCACUAACACGUAUUUGCCUCACAAAUACGUUGUGUUCUUAACUGUAUGCUUAUUUCCUUGCUGCUGAAUUAAUGUUGAGACAAUCUGCAAGAACUAUAAUUUUCCCAAUAAGAGCAGUAUUAAUGUUUGGUCUAAAAAGUUUUACCCAAAAGACUCCUUUUAGAGGUAAGUUUUGCUGUUUGAUUAUAUAGAUUUCAGAAACCCAUCAGCUUAACUAAACAUCUCAUUUCAAACAGCCGGUGUCUAAUUAGGAGCCCUAUCCAAAACGUUUUGAGACAUUGAAAAUACAUCACUGUUUUUU
Myiozetetes cayanensis is the source of this 2113-nucleotide messenger RNA. RefSeq names its product T-box transcription factor T (gene TBXT). Gene Ontology annotation, molecular function: DNA-binding transcription factor activity, RNA polymerase II-specific; RNA polymerase II cis-regulatory region sequence-specific DNA binding. Gene Ontology annotation, cellular component: nucleus. Bases 17 to 1324 code for a protein of 435 amino acids. The transcript has 8 exons. NCBI's taxonomy places the organism in Eukaryota, Metazoa, Chordata, Aves, Passeriformes, Tyrannidae. Gene Ontology annotation, biological process: cell fate specification; positive regulation of DNA-templated transcription; somitogenesis. The record is from RefSeq and is a predicted model, not a curated record.